Molecule: messenger RNA, 789 nt
Organism: Juglans regia (Persian walnut)
Lineage: Eukaryota; Viridiplantae; Streptophyta; Magnoliopsida; Fagales; Juglandaceae
Product: (+)-cis,trans-nepetalactol synthase NEPS1-like
Exons: 2
Coding region: 1-789 (262 amino acids)
Source: RefSeq, a predicted model, not a curated record
AUGGCGGAACCCACAUUGUGCAAGAAGAAGCUAGAAGGUAAAGUGGCCAUAGUCACGGGCGGUGCUAGUGGCAUCGGGGAGGCGACUGCGUAUCAUUUUGCCAAGCAUGGUGCACGUAUGGUGGUGAUUGCUGAUAUCCAAGAAGAACUAGGCCAGCAGGUCGCUAAAUCCAUUGGCUUUAGCUAUUCAACGUUCUUACGUUGUGAUGUUGCUAAUGAAGAGCAGGUCAAAGACAUGGUAGAAUGGACAGUCAAGAAAUAUGGGCAGCUUGACAUCAUAUUUAGCAAUGUAGGUACUUAUAGUAGAAGGUCAGAUCAGACCGUACUUGACCUCGACUUGUUGGCCCUCGACCACGUAUUUGCGACCAAUGUGCGUGGCAUGGCCGCAUGGGUAAAGCAGUCAGCACGUGCUAUGGUUGAAGGGGGUGUGAGGGGACCCAUCGUGUGCACCGCAAGUGUUGCAGCAAGCAGGGGUGCAGUCAAUAGAACCGAUUACUAUAUGUCAAAGCAUGCGGUGCUUGGGCAUGUUAGUUCAGCAAGCAAGCAACUAGGGAAGUAUGGGAUUAGGGUGAACAGUAUAUCACCCUCUACAGUCGCUACUCCAAUGGUAUGCAGUGCAAUUGAAAUGGAUGCAGAGCAAUUGGAGAAAGCAUUUGAGCCGCAUGCAAGCUUAAAGGGAAUUACGUUGAAAGUGGAGCACAUCGCCGAUGCUGUCCUCUUUCUUGCAUCUGAUGACUCUGGUUUUGUCAAUGGACAUGACCUAGUGGUUGAUGGGGGCUGGCUUGACUAG